Messenger RNA from Sclerotinia sclerotiorum 1980 UF-70, 1035 nucleotides. RefSeq lists its product as hypothetical. Gene Ontology annotation, cellular component: plasma membrane; cell cortex of cell tip. The transcript has 2 exons. The record is from RefSeq and is a predicted model, not a curated record. Bases 1 to 1035 code for a protein of 344 amino acids. Lineage: Eukaryota; Fungi; Ascomycota; Leotiomycetes; Helotiales; Sclerotiniaceae. Gene Ontology annotation, biological process: fungal-type cell wall organization.
AUGGGUCUCUUCCCCAAUCGAAAGCGUCAACAAGCAAUACCAGCUCAACAAGCAGGAGUAAUAUCCCCCCAGGGCAGAACCACCGACAAAAGUUCCGAUCGAACAUUAACAUCCGGUCACGAAAAUCCCAAUUACAUCUCCGCAACCGGUGUUGAUAUCAAGAGAGCCACAAAAGCACGUAAAACGGCAAUAUACAUAUCCAGUUUCUUAUACGUAGUCUCCAUUGUAUUUUUAAUUCUCACUAUUAUUGGUAAUAUCAAUGAUCGUCCAGUCAUUCGUAAUACCUGGUUUUUCCGUCUCGACCUCACAAACAUCAUCCCCGAAUCCGUCGGCGGAAGUAUAACACUCACCAAUUCCCUGGCUCGAUCCCUCGGUCUCCACGAUUUCUACCAAGUCGGAUUGUGGAAUUUCUGCGAAGGAUACAACGAUGAAGGCAUCACAUCAUGUUCAGAGCCGCAGAAACUCUACUGGUUCAACCCAGUCAAUAUUCUCCUCAACGAAUUACUCUCCGGUGCUACCAUCGCUUUACCCGCACAGAUUAACAAUAUCCUCAGUUUAAUCCGCAUUGCAAGUCACAUCAUGUUUGGAUUUUUCAUCACAGGAGUAGCCAUGAAUUUCUGCAAUAUCUUCCUCUGCUUCUUCACCAUCUACUCACGCUGGAUAUCGGGUAUCUACGCCAUCUGGGCAUUUAUAUCCGCACUACUUACCACGGUCGCAGCCAUCAUCGCCACAGUCAUGUUCAUCAUCUUCCGCAAUGUCAUCACGUCGCAAGCGGGUCUCAAUAUCGGUGCUAGUAUCGGUGAACAAAUGUUUGCGUUUAUGUGGAUAGGUGCCGCUUGUUCGAUUGUUAAUUGGCUUAUUCAUAUGGGUAUGUGUUGUUGUGGUGCGUCCAGGAGAGAUGUAAAGAAUGGGAGGAGAAUGGGUAGUAAGAAGGCUUAUUCUAGUGGGGCGCUUAUGGAAGAGAAGAAUUCCGCAACGAAAAAGAGACAUUUACCUGCGUUUAAGAGGUCGAAGACUCCGGGUGAGGUUGUUUAG